AUGCGAUAUACUCUGGGCAGGAACCUCUGUGCUGAAGGCCCGCGUCGCCAUCUCCGGAAGCCGGCAGCCCACUUCACCGUCGCCUCCUCGGUCGCUGCCGCUUUUCCCUCGCAGUACGAGGCGACCACCGAGUGCUACACGGACAUCGCGGACGAGAGUGCGGGCGUUCGCGCGGUCACUGUCACGUCUCGGCCCGUCCUCGACAUCGACCCGACCGCCCUCAUCGCCGCUCCAGUCGACGCGGCGUUCGACCCGGCCAUGUGCAUGCCGACAGCCCACUUCACCGUCGCCUCCUCGGUCGCUGCCGCUUCCCUCGCAGCGACCACCGAGUGCUACACGGACAUCGCGGACGAGAGUGCGGGCGUUCGCGCGGUCACUGUCACGUCUCGGCCCGUCCUCGACAUCGACCCGACCGCCCUCAUCGCCGCUCCAGUCGACGCGGCGUUCGACCCGGCCAUGUUCUACUUCUUCGUCGGCAUCGCCAUCGUCUGCGACGACUUCUACGCCGAGGCGAUCGAUGAGGUCGAGUCGGACGAGGGCGUCGGCGACAUUGUCGCCGCGCCGCCGUCUUCAACUGGAUGA
Molecule: messenger RNA, 582 nt
Organism: Emiliania huxleyi CCMP1516
Lineage: Eukaryota; Haptophyta; Isochrysidales; Noelaerhabdaceae
Exons: 9
Coding region: 1-582 (193 amino acids)
Source: RefSeq, a predicted model, not a curated record